This is a messenger RNA of Alternaria alternata, 1450 nucleotides long. RefSeq names its product Clavaminate synthase-like protein. The record is from RefSeq and is a predicted model, not a curated record. Lineage: Eukaryota; Fungi; Ascomycota; Dothideomycetes; Pleosporales; Pleosporaceae. Bases 258 to 1433 code for a protein of 391 amino acids. Gene Ontology annotation, molecular function: oxidoreductase activity. The transcript has 3 exons.
UUCGAUGUCAGUCUCUCGUUAGCAAGUGCGGCUCCGUCAGCUCUAAAUUCACACACCGUGACAACAGCGGCGUGCGAUUACGCGAUAAACAUCUUCAAAAGAACCCCAUUCACCGAGAAUGCGGUAUAAGAACGCCUUCCUCAGGCUCACUCCUGAGUCACAACAUUACAGCUACAUCUACAGCGGACCGAUACGAACAUUAGAACAUCCCAUCUGAACCUCCCUCUACAUCAUUCACAGUAAUCGACCAGUCAAAUAUGUCGUCUCCCACACUCAGCGCGAGGUCCUCUUUCGAGAGUUUGCACAGCAACUCUUCGUCCAUAUUCAGUUCUCCUGAUAAACUUGCCCCGGCAGUGACAGGACCCAUGGUAUGGCAAGGGGACGAGCUGAACCCAGUCGAGUAUGUAGUCCAGCUUAACGACCGCGAAAUCCGGGAUAUCAGAGCCGCUAUAAUCAAGUUCAAGCUCUCCCGGCUUCCGCGGACGAAGAUAAACCAGAAAAGUUUUGAUCUCGGCAACCCAGAACUGGCUAGCAAGCUCUCGUCUAUCAGCAAAGAGCUUCACCACGGUAAAAACGUUGUUGUCCUCCGGGGUCUGGAUAGUGCUUACCUCAAUGACGAAGAGGCCGUUAUUGCUUUUGCGGGCGUAUGCUCAUACGUCUGCCCAGAACGAGCAACCGAUUCUUAUGCAAACCAAACGCUGAGUCAUGUUCUCGAUGCCACCAAAAAAACAGUUCCAGAAGACUGCAAGAAUAUUGGUCUUGCAGGCUCCAAGAUCACUGCUGCCAUGGAUUUUCACAGUGACCGCUUCUCUGGCGAUGUCAUCGCCCUGUAUGUGCGCAACGACGGCGGUCCCAAUGCUGGUGGCGAGCAAUUCGUCGUGAGCUUUUCCAGGAUUUACAAUGAGCUUCUUGAGAAGGACCCAGAAGUUUUGGAGACGAUGGCGGAGCCAAAUUGGCCUUUCGAGCUAAAGCAAAAGGAUGGAGCGCCUUACCUCGAAUUAGGACCUACCCUCUUUUUCUCCAAGGGCAAACCCAUGUGCCAGCUAGUCAAGGCUCCACUUCUUGGUACUGAUACCAUCCCGCGUGACCCUAGCAUGCCAAAGGUUACCCGGAAGCAGCUGCAUGCAAUGCACGCCGUUGAAGAGCUAGCUAGGCGCUUCUGCACUAAAGUCGACCGGAAGCAGGGCGACAUCCAAUUCCUCCAUAACCUGUCUGUCUUGCAUGCCCGUGCAGAGUACCGUGGCAUUGAUGGCCAGGCUAGUACCCGGCACCUUUUGCGCAUGUUCCUCCGCGACUCCACAAAUGCUUGGGAGAAGCCGGCUAGCUGCCGUGACAACUUUGACGACCCGUUCACUCCCGGCAGACCUCAGAGCCUCCCUGUCUUCGACACGGACCCAUGGCGCAGCAUCAGCGGCCGCGAAAGCCAUGGCUAGAUACUGCUGUAACCGCU